Molecule: messenger RNA, 1024 nt
Organism: Vidua macroura (Pin-tailed whydah)
Lineage: Eukaryota; Metazoa; Chordata; Aves; Passeriformes; Viduidae
Gene: AVPI1
Product: arginine vasopressin induced 1
Exons: 2
Coding region: 187-873 (228 amino acids)
Source: RefSeq, a predicted model, not a curated record
CCUUCGGAGUGCGGAGCGCCGCGGCCCCGCCCAGGGGCGAGGCCUCGCACCGCGCCCGUGACGUCAUCUGCGCCACGUGGCCUCCUCAACGAAGCGGGGCGGCCGCGCCCCUCGGCGCCGAUUGGUCGUGGCAGCGGGAGGCGGGCGGGGAUUGGCGAGGGGGCGGGGCCGGCACGCAGCGGGUGAAUGAAUGGGGCGCGCGGCUGUGGCGGGACCCCGGCGCGGUGGCACGAAGCGGGUCCGGGAACGCAGCGGGCACCAGGCGGAGCCGCCACCGCCAGGUCUGUGCGAGGGGCCGGUGGGUGCGGGGCAGCGGAGCGAAAGUGGGUCACGGCGGGGCCCGGCGCCUUGGGCAGGGCGGGACCGGACUUGCGUGCCCCGGCCCGAGCCGGGGCGUCUCCCGCGUUCCCGGGCGGCCCCGCCUGUGCGGCUGGCCCCCUGCCCGGCGUCCCGGACCGCCCUUCCCUCGACGCCCCCCCCCUUCCUCACUGGGCAUCCGCGCCGGAUCCCGGGGGAGGCGGACCGGACCGGGUGGCGAGACCGGAGCCUGACGCCGACUCCUCGGUGCCCGCAGCGGCCAGGGCCAUGGGCACUCCGGCCUCGGUGGUGAGCGACUCUCCGGGACGGGCGGCGCCCGCAGCCCGCGCCCGUAAGCGGGCCUCGGCCAACAUCUUCCAGGGCGUGGGGCUGCGAGAGCUGCGGAGCCUGUUCCGGAGCGGCGGGGCCGAGCGGCCCGAGGAGCGCGCCCGCCUCGUCUGGCGGUACGCGGGCCAGCGGCGCAUGGCGCGGGCCCUGCGGCGGCUUCGGCGACGACGAACAGCCCAGCCUGGCGGUGGGGUGGCAGCGCUACGGCGCUUCGAACACCUUCGGUAGGAUCGCGGAGAAGAAGCUGGAGGGUGACUGCAGGGCCGAGACGGGCUCAGGAUCCAUGUAGCAGCACUAAGCGGCUGGGCCGUGGAGAGCAGCUCUCCAAGGACCCUAAGUGUACUGGGCAGGGUGCAAUGUUAAUAAAGGGUGGACAGUG